GGUGAAGUGGACUGGAUUUGACUGCCCUGAAGACUAAAGCUGGUGUCUGCAGAGGGUUCCCAUUCAGAUGCUGGCUCGGUCUGUGCCGAUAACCAAACAGAGCUGCCACCCUCCAUGGAGCGCACAGGAGGAAUUGGAGACUCCAGGCCGCCCUCUUUCCACCCUAACACUGGGGGCAGUCGCGAAAACUUGGACAAUGAGACAGAGACAGACUCGGUGGUGUCGUCGCAAAGGGAACGACCUCGUCGGAAAGAUGGGCCUGAGCAUGCACCCAGGGUGAAUGGGACAGUGAAGGGAGAGCGGCGCCGAGACCUGGGCGGGUACGAGAGCUCCUCCACGCUCAUGAGCAGUGAGCUGGAGACCACCAGCUUCUUCGAUUCAGAUGAAGAUGACUCCACCAGCAGGUUUAGCAGUUCAACAGAGCAAAGCAGUGCUUCCCGUCUAAUGAGGAGGCACAAGCGACGCCGGCGGAAACAGAAGGCUCCACGCAUUGAGCGGUCAUCGUCCUUCAGCAGCAUCACAGACUCCACCAUGUCCCUGAACAUCAUCACGGUCACGCUGAACAUGGAGAAAUACAACUUCCUAGGCAUUUCUAUUGUUGGACAGAGCAAUGAGCGUGGGGAUGGAGGCAUUUACAUUGGCUCUAUCAUGAAGGGUGGCGCUGUGGCAGCUGAUGGCAGGAUUGAGCCAGGAGACAUGCUCUUGCAGGUAAAUGACAUCAACUUUGAGAACAUGAGCAACGAUGAUGCUGUGCGGGUGCUGAGGGAGAUUGUGCACAAGCCGGGGCCCAUUACCCUGACGGUGGCCAAGUGCUGGGACCCCAGCCCCCGGGGCUGCUUCUCGUUACCCAGGAGUGAGCCCAUCCGGCCCAUUGACCCGGCAGCCUGGGUGUCUCACACGGCAGCGAUGACUGGCACCUACCCAGCGUACGGUAUGAGUCCAUCCAUGAGCACAAUCACUUCCACCAGCUCCUCCAUCACCAGCUCCAUCCCAGAGACCGAACGCCUCGAUGACUUUCACCUGUCCAUCCACAGCGACAUGGCCACCAUUGUCAAAGCCAUGGCCUCACCAGAGUCAGGCCUGGAGGUGCGUGACCGCAUGUGGCUGAAGAUCACCAUCCCCAAUGCCUUCAUUGGUUCGGAUGUGGUGGAUUGGCUCUAUCACCAUGUGGAGGGCUUUACAGACCGUCGUGAAUCCCGCAAAUAUGCCAGCAAUCUGCUGAAGGCUGGCUACAUCCGACACACCGUGAACAAGAUCACCUUCUCGGAGCAAUGCUAUUACAUCUUUGGGGACCUCUGUGGAAACAUGCAUAAUCUUUCUCUUCACGAUCACGAUGGCUCCAGCGGUGCCUCCGAUCAGGACACUUUGGCUCCACUCCCCCACCCAGGAGCCGCACCCUGGCCUAUGGCUUUUCCGUAUCAGUAUCCACCACCUCAUCCAUACAACCCCCACCCCGGCUUCCCUGACCCAGGCUACAGCUACGGAGGGGGCAGUGCAGGCAGCCAGCACAGUGAAGGGAGCCGGAGCAGCGGUUCCAAUCGCAGCGGCAGCGAGAGGAGGAAGGAGAGAGAGAAGACCGGGGAGUCCAAGUCGGGUGGCAGCGGGAGCGAGUCGGACCACACCACGAGGAGCAGCAUGCGGCGUGAGCGCGCGGCCAGUGAGCGCUCGGUGCCAGCCAGCCAGCACAGCCAGCGUAGCCAGCACUCUCUGGCUCACAGCAUCCGCAGCCACCACAGCCAGCAGUCGUAUGGGCCGCCCGGCCUCCCCCCUCUCUUCAGCCCCCCCAUGUUGCUGAUGCCUCCACCGCCUUCAGCCAUGGGGCCCCCCGGGGCGCCGCCGGGCCGUGACCUGGCCUCUGUGCCCCCUGAACUGACAGCCAGUAGACAGUCCUUCCGAAUGGCCAUGGGCAACCCCAGUGAGUUCUUUGUGGAUGUAAUGUGAAGCGCCCGUCCCCUGUCUGUCUGCUGCUCCUCCUUUCCCCCCUCCAUCCCCGUUGUUUGUCUCCUAGGACCAGCCCUGGCUUCACCCCUUGUUUUUUGAGUUUUGUUUUUUGGGUUUUUUUUUUUUGUUUGUUUUGGUUGUUUUUUUUUGUCUUGAUAACGAAAAGAAAAAAGGGAAAAAAAAUAAUAAAUGGAACUAAACCUUGA
This is a messenger RNA of Pygoscelis adeliae (Adelie penguin), 2147 nucleotides long. It is a transcript of the gene DVL3, whose product is annotated as dishevelled segment polarity protein 3. NCBI's taxonomy places the organism in Eukaryota, Metazoa, Chordata, Aves, Sphenisciformes, Spheniscidae. The coding region runs from base 115 to 1941 and encodes 608 amino acids. Gene Ontology annotation, molecular function: frizzled binding. The record is from RefSeq and is a predicted model, not a curated record. The transcript has 14 exons. Gene Ontology annotation, cellular component: cytosol. Gene Ontology annotation, biological process: intracellular signal transduction; canonical Wnt signaling pathway.